Messenger RNA from Pocillopora damicornis (cauliflower coral), 1941 nucleotides. RefSeq lists its product as uncharacterized. Lineage: Eukaryota; Metazoa; Cnidaria; Anthozoa; Scleractinia; Pocilloporidae. The record is from RefSeq and is a predicted model, not a curated record.
AUAUUUUGUAAACUUUGUAGGUCGGUAACCUUUAAACAAGGUCCUUCUUGAACAAUUCGUUAACUUCUGGCCUUCUUCCGAAAAAUAAGCGGUAUCCUUGUUUCUGGCUAAGUGUGUCAACAAUGUCAGCCGUGGGGCCGGGCGGACUUAAUAGUUUUUAAGUUAAGUAGUUCUCGUGCCUUUGUUUCUAAUGUGCUUAUGUUAAGAGCCUGACAACUCUUUGAAAGAUCGUUGGGUUCAGAUCUAACGAGGGAAGGUCAGGAAACAGCAAGGGACAAGUUUGAUGCCAAAAAAUCCUUCAAGUGAAUCAAAUUGAGAUGAAGAUUACAAUAUUAUUUGACCAGUGAGUGGCACUCUUAAUUGGACGAAAGCGGAAUCAUUCGUAAGGAACAGACCCUUAACAGUGUUGAACAUUGGUUGCGAAAUUACUUCGAUUGAUAUGUAGAAAUGGGGGUGACAGAUUCAAAAGAGAGACAAGCGGACUCUGAGGGAAACUCGACAUCGAGAGAUAGUGAAAUACAACCCACACUUCUUCCUCUGGACAGACUUGUUCGAGUUCAUUUAGCACCAAAGUUUUACACUUCGGAAGAGAGAGGCUUUACAAGAAGCUACUGUUUGCUAGUCACUUUACAAAGAGAGGUGAAUGCAUACAAAGCUAGUGUCCAACAUGAACGAGAUCUAACGGCAAAUGUUGAGUUUCACGAGAGAAGACGAAGUCUCCGAGAGGGUUCUCUGUUUUUCGGUCGCGAAGCGCUGUCUCUAAGACGAGCGAACUCAGUUACUAUAAACUCCAUAAACGGAUCGGAUAUCGAAGUGAAGCAAGUCACUGUGGAAGAAAAUGAUUCUCUCAGAAUUGUGGGUGUUUUCAAGAAGGAUUUGAGAAGCACCGUUGACUUAGAAAGCUGCGAUACAUUUGACCUCAUACUAUGUCCAAGCAGUAGAAUAAGGAGUGACUGCUCCGACUGGUUUCUGUUGGGGACAAUGUAUACAAAACGCGCAAACUCUAAACAUGCAAGACAUUGGCGAGCCGCAGUGAGGGCUGAUUACACCUGACCGGUUGCCAGAUAAAUAAUCUAUUUGCAAUAUGAUACUAAUUCUAUCAACUCAGAAAUUAUCUUCAUUUUCUGGGUAAGUGCCAUUCAAAGGUCUGCUCACUCUUAAAAACAAACAUGACCUCUUUAAUUCAAGUCUAGUUUAGUUCGCAAUUUAUUACCAAAUGAUACAUUCCAAUUGAUACAAAUGAUACAUUGCAAUUUUGAGAUUACGUACCAAGUUCAUUCUUUUUUCCGUGAUCGAAAAAAUUCCAUGGGAGACUUCGACAAAUCGAGGGUAUACGACCACAAAAUUAAAACAACGGUUUUAAGGUAAAUAUGAGUAAAAUAUCGAAAAAUUAACCAUUCAUUCGCAUGAGUCGUUCAAAAGAAUACCUUUCAGUUUUCCAAAAUAUUCAGAAAAUUUUGCAUUAAAUGUCCACUGAUUGUUUUCGAAUGUGCCAAACACAAUCUAUGUUUUCUUAUUAAUCCUCUUAAAAGUUGUACCCGAGAUAGUUAGAAUUUUAAUGCAUAUCGUUUUCAAAAUAGUAAUGUUACCAGAAAAAUCCUCAUAUCAUUAGAGUGUGCUAACUCUUUUAAUUACUAAUUCAUUAAAGCAAUCUGUUUGUUCGAGGACAAACAAAAAUUCUAAAGAAUGCCUUUAACCUCGACUCGAGACAAUAUAAACAAUUUUUUUCUGAACAAAACAAAGCCGUGGAACUUACUUGCCAUCUGAUAAUCCAGGCUGAUUUUCUGUUGUAAGGAGGGAAACGAAUAUGUUACAAGAUCUCAGAUAGGAUAAUUUUAAAGUAAGCUUUUCUUUAGUUUUAAGCAUAAAACGACAGAAGUGAAAAAAUAAAUUUAUUGAUAAGUUAUACGCAAACGCAGAAAUAAAGUAACAAUGCCCUAA